This is a messenger RNA of Misgurnus anguillicaudatus (oriental weatherfish), 4545 nucleotides long. NCBI's taxonomy places the organism in Eukaryota, Metazoa, Chordata, Actinopteri, Cypriniformes, Cobitidae. The record is from RefSeq and is a predicted model, not a curated record.
CAGACUGUAAAUUAACGCACUGAUGAUUUGACAAGAAGAGACUCAGAGGGAUUGAAUAAACACGGAUAACUUUCUGUGCGCGUGCAAAAUUCUGUUUGUUCGUUUACCGAGUCUACAUUAACUUAAUUAUUGUUUAUUCAGUGGAAUCUUCUUCGCAAACUAAAACGCUAGUUACAGGUAGAGCAGCAGGAAGAGGAAGAGAGCGCCUCCAUUAGCAGAGCUGGAGCGUUGUGGAGGUUAAUCAUUACUUCAGCAUCACUUCUUCAACUGAGAGCCAGAUGGCUGAAUGAAACCCCGAUGGAGAACUGGGAGCAGCACCCCCUGCUGGACUACACACAAACACCUUCACACUGAUCUCCAGAUUUCUGCUCCGCCACAGUGUGACUCUUCUGCCUGAAGAGUGGAGCUCCCCGAUGCGACUACAUCGGCUGAGUGAGCAUGAAGCUUAUUUGCCACACUGAUGGCUGUGUUUCUGUUAAGGGAGAUCUCAUGUACACGCAUUUCAAAUUGACUGACCACCUUCACUCAGGCUGUCGGUGUUCAGAGAGCUCUGAGGACCUGAGGUCUCCUUGUUUAUCGCCGGAGGCACUUCAUCAUUCCCAUGCAAACAGCUCCACGCCAAGUAUGCCAGAGAAUUGAAUAUUCAUCAUGUUUCUCUUUAGCUUAAAAGGAAAGGGACGGACGGAAGCAUGGCCAAUACGUCUGGAGGCUCUCAAGAGGCGGUUUCAAAGCUCCCGUAGAACAUUCCAGAAAUACAGCUGUGUGGACCACAAUCAACAUUACAGUUUAAAUGAAAAACGAGGGAGGACAGUGCGUUCCAACACAACACAUUGGAAACAAAAGGUCUCGAACGCUGCCCGAUGCUGCUUUAAGGACUUAGCCUGCAAAUACUCUCUUUUUCUCUCGACUGAUCGUUUAACUGAGAGUAAUAGCCCAGAAAUCUAGGCUAUGCUUUCUGAACAACAGACCUUAAUGUAGUACCACUAUUUAUUCAAUAAGGAAAAUUUCAUUUAUAUGAAUUGAUUUGGCCUUGACCCGCUUUACUAUGACAAGGACUCAGGGAUGUCAGUGUCAUUCUUCAUAAUAGGAGCCUUAUGUUAUUAUUGAGACGAGUGAUUGUGACUCACUUACCAGUGGGUUUCGAAGCCAAUAAAGGUUUCAAUUAACAGUCAUAAAGAGACCUUGACGACUCCUCGUUGGAACUUUGUCCUUCAGAAUCCCAAACAAGGCCUCCUAUCCUAUUGGAUUCCUACGGUAGAAACUGGCCAUACACCCCCUUUCCACUCAAGCGCCGUCCAAUUGGUGUGGGCGGUGAGGGCUGCGCCACGAUUGGUUGAGUGCAGGGUGGGUGUGCGAUGCGGAUUGGAGGAUGUCGGGGGACUGGGAAGACGACCUUUGUAAGAAGGCGUUGGUGCUGGUGGAGGAGCUGUGCUUCCGAUCUGGAGGCUUCAGCCAGAGUGCGAGCUGCCAAGAGUUCAGCUACAUGAUGAGAAGACCCAAUGGACAGAUGAACACAGAGAUCUCUGUGAGUCUGCUCUCCGUCAUCGUAACAUUCUGUGGCAUCGUGCUGCUCUCUGUCUCUCUCUUCGUCUCCUGGAAGCUUUGCUGGUUGCCGUGGAGAGAUAAGGAAGGAGGAGGUCUAAGCUUGACGUCAGGGCUCCUACCCGGUGGUGCCAGUUUAGGUGGGGUGGGGGGUGGAGGAGGCUCCUCGCUCCUCCCUCCCCUAUUGCACAGGAAGGACACACAGUCCUCCUCCUCACUAUAUCCCACCCUCUCACAGCAUGGUCAGCAUCACCCCCAUUUCUCCGACCUGAUGGGUGUGGAGGGCGGAGGUGCGCUGGUGGUGGGGGGUGUGGUUGGAGGUCCGCAAGAAAUGCAGGAGCAUUCCUACCUAGACAUGGACUCAUAUCCCAACAAUGCUGCGAAUAUUAAGUUGAGUCAGACAUCUCCUGAGUUGCCGCCAGCAACAGAAGGAGGCUCAGCUGCGAAAGACCUACCCAAUGCCCAUCCACCGCAGCAGGUCACCACUAGGCCUAAGCCCAUGACUCACCAGCUCUCCAGCCCUGAUUUCCAUGGUGAGGAGAAGAGUGAGCAGCUGACCAGCAUCGGGCAGAUCAAACCAGAACUCUACCGGCUGCGCCAAGGAGACCAGGGGGAAGGCAAACAAGGCGACACCUGCGGCAAAAUCAGCUUCCUCCUCCGCUACGCCUUCAACACGGAGCAGCUGGUGGUUAAAAUACUGAAAGCCCUCGACCUCCCGGCAAAAGACGCCAAUGGGUUCUCCGAUCCUUAUGUCAAGAUCUACUUACUGCCUGAUAGGAAGAAGAAAUUUCAGACCAAGGUGCACAGAAAAACUCUCAACCCCAUUUUCAACGAGACGUUCCAGUUCGGCGUGCCGCUGGCUGAGCUGCACUCGCGCAAGCUCCACUUCUCCAUCUACGACUUUGACCGGUUCUCCAGGCAUGACCUCAUUGGUCAAGUGGUGGUGGAAAACCUGCUGGACUUCAGCGAGGGAACUGGAGAGAAGCCUAUUUGGAGAGACAUUGUUGAAGGAACCGCGGAGAAAGCCGACCUGGGGGAGCUGAACUUCUCACUGUGUUACCUGCCAACAGCCGGCCGAUUGACCGUCACUAUUAUUAAGGCCACGAAUUUAAAAGCCAUGGACCUCACAGGCUUCUCAGAUCCAUACGUAAAAGCAUCUCUGGUUUGCGAGGGACGACGGCUUAAAAAGAGGAAGACCUCCAUAAAGAAGAAUACUCUCAAUCCAACAUAUAAUGAAGCUCUGGUGUUCGAUAUACCCAAUGAGAACAUUGAGAACGUGUCGCUAGUCAUCGCAGUCAUGGACUAUGACUGUAUCGGUCAUAAUGAGGUGAUCGGGAUGUGCCGUGUGGGCAGUGAUGCUGAAGGGCCGGGAAGAGAGCACUGGACAGCCAUGCUGGCAAAUCCUCGCAAACCUAUUGAACACUGGCACCAGCUGGUGGAGGAAAAAUCCAUAACCACAUUUGUGUCAAAGAGUGCCACAGCCUCCCCUAAGCCACACAUAGUGGUGGACAGCCCUCACUCCGAGUAGAGAUGUCAGCGUUAUCUUUUUAGCGACAGAAAUACAUUCGUUUUUUUCACCUGUGAAUAAUUGUUCAUCAAGACCGAACCAGAGAAGAGAGACUGCUUGUGUUAGUGCUUUCCUUUCAAUCAACCCUGCAGACCCAACACAAUAUAUAGAGACCAACCUGAAACAAAGCAUACACGAACAGACAUACACAUUAUACAAACUCUGGCAUGGAUGGUAUUGCUUCAGGAAUGAUGUUAAUGUCAAAAUAUAGAAUUUAUUCAGGGGAAACAUGACGAACAUUCCCACUUUAAAAAUCGUGAGAUAUUUCAAACUGAGCCUACAUUUUAAUUACUUAAAAACAGUCAGGUGAGAAACCUGAUCAAUUCUGGACCACGAAUGUUUUUGUGUAUGCGCGAGUGCAUGUGUGUGUGUGAGUUUGUAUGGGUGUCUGUGCGUAGCUAGAAAAAAAACAAAUCUAUACAAAUUAUUUGGAGUUGUAUUCUCUGCCAACGCAGAACCUUAGCAACUGUUACUUAUCUCUCUGGAGACGAGGACUACUUUAUCACCGUUCCCACCUGGAGAACGAGGAAUAAGGACGAAUGCAUCGUUGUGCAGUAUUGAAAUGUGUCUCCCUGCCUUUUCCAUUUUGAUCACCUUCUGCAUCGAGAUCAACAAUUCAUUUAUUUAUGUAUUUUAUUAUUUACCAAAGUCAAACCAUUGUACCAGAUAAGAAAGGAACAGGCCCGGAUGCACUGGCAAGUUGAAUUCCUUUGAGAACUCUUCCAAGGAGCUAUCACUGAUUUCAAAUGUUGCCCGAGGAACUAGGAUGGACCUUGGAUUGUCCUGGAAACAUAUCCUACGGGAAAAAGAUACGGCCAUAGUGUUUUAUUUUUAUACCACGCGAUAUUAUAAUUUUAUUUUAGUUCUUGUAGACAUUGUUCAUUAUGAAAAAGGAAGUGCGUGCUCUACAUUACCCCUCUGCCAAGAGGACCACUUUGGAACGACACGCACCUUCGUUCUCUUCCCGUGUACCUACUUGUUCGUGGGAGUAUUCUUUUGUGUCGAUAUGCGUUUGCUCGUCACUUCGUGUGUGCGUGUGUAUGCCCGUGUGUCGUAUAUGUCACUGUGACCCCGUGUACGACCCCGUGUUUGCGUCUCGCAACCCCACUUCCCCGUCCUUUCUCCUGCACAGAGGAUCAUCUUGUUUUGAACAAUCAAAAUGUGUCUCCUGUCCUGUGUCUUAGACAAACUAUUUCCUGUGUAGGAUCUGUUGCACUAGGUAGGGACAGGGUGUAUUUCUCAGAAUGUGGUAUUGACCUGUCUCUGUUGUUUCCCUAACCAGCUCGAAAUCACUGAAAAGUGUCCCUAGCCUGAUCUGUGUUCUUGUGUUGGGUGUGCUCUUCUUUUUUUGUAAAUGUGCUAUGUGUGUACGAGGGGACAAACCUGGUGGCCACAGCUGUUGCGGAAAUACGUUUUUAAUGACCUUUAAAAGAAAA